CAAGUGAAAAGAAAGGAAAAAAGACACCCUCCGUGUCUGGAGCAUGAACACCUUUAUUUUUUCGGUCUCUUUGACAGAAUCAAUUAAUUCGCAGUGCAACAAUUGACGGAAAGCAACAAAUGCCUUUCGACUGAAAAAAGAAAACACAUGUUAUUCCGAGGAUUCGAAGUGCCGACCUAUUGGAAUCUCUCUUAAUGUCAUCGCGAGCCAAAAUUCGGGCAAAUCGCUAAACUGAAGGGCUGGUUAUGUUCGCCGCGAAUUGUGGGCAAAUUCCGGGAAGGAUUUUGAACCGAAAUUGUGAGGUUACUGUGUUUCCCAGUUAAAACUGCCUCACUUUUGUCUGAAUUCAGUUAUCACUAAGCCUGUUCUGAGUGUGAUUGAAAAUGAGCGUCAUUGGACUGGACAUCGGCAACGAAAACUGCGUUGUAGCGGUGGCAAAGCAGCGUGGUAUUGACGUGGUUUUAAACGAUGAAUCGAAGCGAGAAACCCCCGCAAUGGUCUGUUUCGGCGAAAAACAGCGGUUUCUUGGCACAGCGGCAGUGGCCUCGGCUACUAUGAAUCCCAAAUCCACCAUAUCACAGAUCAAACGACUCAUUGGAAGGCAGUUUUCUGAUCCGGAGGUACAGAAGGACCUCCGCCUCUUUCCUUUUAAGGCUUCAGAGUCCCCCUUGGAUGGCGGUGUUCUAAUACAUGUCAAUUACAUGUCAGAAAACAAUACAUUCACCCCGACACAAAUCCUCGGUAUGAUUCUGUCAAACCUGAAGCAAAUUGCCAUGAAGAGCUUGGAAACCACGGCAGUUUCCGACUGUGUGAUUGGAAUACCGGCCUAUUUUACAGAAUUGCAGCGGCGGGCGUAUUUAGAUGCGGCUACCAUAGCUAAACUUGAGCCUCUUCGUCUAAUGCAUGAGUCUGCGGCAAUUGCUCUUGCUUAUGGUAUUUAUAAAACAGAUUUGCCUGAAACCGAGCAAAUAAACGUUGUAUUUGUGGAUGUAGGGCACUCUGACACGCAAGUAAGCGUUGCAGCCUUUAAAAAGGGCCAAUUAAAGAUGCUCAGCCAUGCCUUUGACAGAUCCUUAGGCGGCAGGGAUUUUGACGAGGUUCUUUUCAAUCAUUUUGCCGAGAAAUUUAAAAAAGACUACAAAAUUGAUGUUCUUACAAAUCUUCGCGCGAGCUUGAGGCUUCGUGCUGCUUGUGAGAAGCUGAAGAAGGUUCUCAGUGCAAACGCAGAGGCGCCGCUUAAUAUUGAGUGUUUAAUGGAGGAGAAGGAUGUGCGAGGGUUUAUCAAAAGGGAGGAGUUUGAGAGGCUUUCGUUUGAUUUGUUGGAGAGGAUCAAGGUGCCCUGCCAGAGAGCUUUGGAGGAGGCUCAGUUGACCUUGGAUAAGAUAUAUGCAGUGGAGGUUGUGGGAUCCGGUUCAAGAAUUCCUGCAAUUAUGAGGGUUUUGAGUGGGUUCUUUAAGAAGGAAUUGAGUAGAACUCUGAAUGCCAGCGAGUGCAUUGCCCGAGGUUGCGCGCUUCAGUGUGCUAUGCUCAGCCCUACCUUUAGGGUUCGUGAAUUUGAGGUUCAAGACUCUUUUCCUUUCUCUGUUGAUCUAUGUUGGAAAAGUUCCGCCUCAGAGGCAGAUGAAGGGAGUGUGCCAACACCAUCGGAUGGUGUCUUAUUUCCAAAGGGUAAUCCAAUACCUAGUACAAAAAUGCUAAGUCUUUACAAGAGUGGUACCUUCACGCUAGAUGCUGUUUAUUCUGAUACAAGGGAUUUACCUCCAGGAACACCUCGGAAGAUUACCACCUUCACCAUUGGCCCCUUCCAAGCUACUAAAUCUGAGAAACCAAAGAUCAAAGUGAAAGUUCGCUUAAAUUUGCAUGGCAUUAUAACAAUUGAAUCAGCCUCUCUUAUAGAGAAGGUGGAAAUCCCAGUUACUGAGUCACCAGCUUCUGGAGAAAUGGAAAAGAAUAAGGAUGUUGAGCUUCAUGCAGAUGCAGCAGGGGAUGAUGCUGAAAAUGGUUAUGUCUCUACUGGAUCUACAUCUCCCAUAGCUAUUAACUCUGGACAGCAUAUGAAAAAGUCCAAGAGGACAGACACACCAGUUAAUGAGGUUGUCAAUGGAGGCUUACCGCAAGCGGAGUUACAAAAAGCUAUAGAAAAAGAGUUUGAUUUGGAAUUUCAAGAUAAGAUUAUGGAGGAGACUAAAGAUAAGAAGAAUGCUGUGGAAUCCUACGUAUAUGACAUGCGUAAUAAGCUUUUUGAAAUUUACCGCAACUAUGCAACAGAGUCAGAGCGGGAAGAACUUUCAAGAAAAUUGCAGCAAACAGAAGAUUGGUUGUAUGAGGAAGGUGACGAUGAAACCAAAGGAGUGUAUAUAGAAAAGCUUGAAGAACUUAAAACUAUUGGAGAUGCCAUUGAACAAAGAUACAAGGAGGAGGGAGCUCGUCCACAAGCAGCUGCUGACUUAAUGCACUAUAUCACUGUUUGUCGAAAUUUAGCUCAAUCUAGAGAUGCUAGAUAUGAUCAUAUAGACCCAAAAGAAAGACAAGAGGUUAUUGCUGAGUGUAAAAGAGCAGAGGAGUGGCUUAAUGGGAAAACACAUGAGCAAGAUUUAAUGCCAAAGUAUGCAGAUCCAAUACUUACCUCAGCUGAUAUCAGAAAGAGAGCCGAGGUUUUGGAUCGGUAUUGCAAAUCAAUCAUGACACAACCUAAGCCAAAAUCUAUUCCCAAGUCAGGUGAUGCAAAGGAUCCUAAGCAAAAUGCACCUCAUGGAGGUGAACAAUCAUCAGAGCCAAUGGAUAUUGAUAAUGAACAGUAUCCUGAGAAUACCCAUUCAGAAUGAAGAUCUUAAUCUGGAAAGGAUUCUUAGGUUUGAGUUGUGAACAUUCUUUACAAUACACAUUACAAAUGAAGACCCUACUCAAGGAAUAGUUUUGAAGGUGAAGUGGAACAAGUUUUACGUCAGUUCCAUGUUCAAACCCUGUGCGGAGUAUGUUACUUGAAUGAUAGUUUCUGCAUCUUAAUUUUGUGGGGCCCAUCUUGUAAUACAGAUCAUUUCUUCAGUUUUCAACUUAAUACCAUGUGCUAGUUAAGUACAUGGGCUGUGGAUAUUUGGGGUUUUGUCUCUCCAUUUGACCAUGUAAUUUGACAUAUAAAGCUAAUUAAGUACACAGGCUGCGGAUAUUUAGGAUUUUGUCUCUAUUUUAUUAUGUAAUCAGACAUAAAGCUAAUUACUGGCUUAUAUAGAUUCCGCCUCUAUUUGGGGUUUUGUCUCUCCAUUUGACCAUGUAAUUUGACAUAUAAAGCUAACUAAUUAAGUACA
Cryptomeria japonica (Japanese cedar) is the source of this 3305-nucleotide messenger RNA. Its product is annotated as heat shock 70 kDa protein 14. The transcript has 10 exons. Bases 384 to 2825 code for a protein of 813 amino acids. NCBI's taxonomy places the organism in Eukaryota, Viridiplantae, Streptophyta, Pinopsida, Cupressales, Cupressaceae. The record is from RefSeq and is a predicted model, not a curated record. Gene Ontology annotation, molecular function: ATP binding; ATP-dependent protein folding chaperone. Gene Ontology annotation, cellular component: nucleus; cytosol. Gene Ontology annotation, biological process: protein folding.